Molecule: messenger RNA, 1326 nt
Organism: Pistacia vera
Lineage: Eukaryota; Viridiplantae; Streptophyta; Magnoliopsida; Sapindales; Anacardiaceae
Product: transcription factor MYB102-like
Exons: 3
Coding region: 100-1176 (358 amino acids)
Source: RefSeq, a predicted model, not a curated record
UUUGUUUCUUUCAGAGCCAACACUUUCAGUUCUAUCGACUAUCGAUCUUGUUCUUCUAUAAACGUCACCGUGUGCGUACUAUUUGUAAGAAAGAACACAAUGGGAAGAGCACCUUGCUGUGAUAAGAAUGGACUCAAGAAAGGUCCUUGGACUCCUGAGGAAGAUCAUAAUCUCAUCAGCUAUAUUCAAUUGCAUGGCCCAGGCAACUGGCGAAAUCUUCCUAAGAACGCCGGGCUUCAAAGAUGUGGAAAAAGUUGUCGUCUUCGAUGGACUAAUUACCUGAGACCUGAUAUCAAGAGAGGAAGAUUUUCUUUUGAAGAAGAAGAGACCAUAAUCCAGUUGCAUAGCAUCUUGGGCAACAAGUGGUCAGCUAUUGCCGCUCGCUUGCCAGGAAGGACCGACAAUGAAAUCAAAAACUACUGGAACACUCAUAUCAGGAAGAGGCUUCUUAGAAACGGGAUUGAUCCUGUGACUCAUGCUCCUCGCCUUGAUCUUCUUGACCUAUCAACACUUCUUAGAUCAACUUUGUGCAACUCUUCACUUCUCAAUGUGUCAAACCUGUUUGGUGCUCAAGCUCUCCUAAACCCAGAACUGUUAAGGCUAGCUUCUACCCUUUUAUCAUUAAAGCAAGAAAACCCAGAAACAGUUAUGCAGUAUCUCCAGCAAAACCAACUUUGCAAUAUUCCUCAGCUGCAAAACCAGACACCAAUUACUUCCCAAGUAAACGAUCAGUUUCAAACUCAUAUUCCAGAAGUUUCAAAUUGCACCACAUCUAAUGCAAUUUGUACUUCAAAUUUUGAUCAAACGCAACUCAUGCAAGCCAAUCUGGAAGGGCUAUUGUCAAACUUGACAAACUUGAGCAGCCAAAAUUUCCAAGAGAAUUUGAUACCUUCAAGUUUAACUGAAACUUUUGUUUCGGAACCAAAUCACAUGUUUUGUAGCUCAAACCCCACAAUUCCUGUUACUUCUGAAGGUUCAAGUUUCCAAUCACUCAACAACGGAAACCAAAAUUUUAGCUUUGAUUCUGUUAUGUCAACGCCGUUAUCAAGCCCGACUCCGUUGAAUUCAUCAUCCACAUACAUCAAUAGCAGCCCCGAAGAUGAGAGAGAAAGCUACUGCAGCAGCUUGUUGAAGUUUGAAAUUCCAGAGAGUUUGGAUAUUAGUGAUUUCUUGUAAAUUUUGUGUAAGUGCAUGUGAGACUUGUAAUGAAAACUAUCCUUGUGAAUUAGGGUUUGGUUUUGGUUUUGUAUUAGUUGUUGUUGUCUUGUUGAUAAGUGGAAUUCUUUGUUAUUUUUUCAAUAACAGUUUACCAUAGUCAUUGUCCUA